AUGAGGCAUGCUGAAACUGGGGGGCUGGACUCGGUCAAGGUGACACCAAAGCUGCAGUGUGGGUGGAAGAAGCUAAACCAGAAAAGAGCAGAUCUAACUGUAAGCUACUUUGCAUAUUGUCAAUCGACUAUAAAUUUAGAUCUGUCUUUUGACUCAGUCCAACAGGCACAAGAACUGUGGAACUCAGCUCUAUACCUGAGACACCACAGCUUGGGAAGCUUUUGGGAUGCCAUGGACAGAUUGCCAAUCUUAAGCGACUCCCACGCUGGACAGAUGUCUAGACUUGGCUGCAGGGACCUUUAUGCUGCACUCCAUUUCUACCCAGAGAUCCCAAACCAAUUCACUGGCCCCGAAGAUUUGCCUCUGCUUCCUUUCACACCAGAGCAGCUGACUGCUGAGAAUUUCUACAGCGAUCCUUAUGCGUUCCCAUUUCAAGGUCCCUGUGGGAAUUUUGGCAGAUGCGAGUAUUCUUGCGGCCCAGCAUUCAUCAGAAAAAGGAAUGAAAGGGAAAGGCAGAGAGUUAAGUGUGUCAACGAAGGCUAUGCCAAACUCAGACAUCACCUACCUGCCGAAUACCUAGAGAAACGACUCAGCAAAGUAGAAACACUCCGAGCUGCGAUUAAAUACAUCAGGUAUCUCCAAUCUGUGCUGUACAAUGAUUCAGAGGAGAAUAGCAGGGAAGCUCACCAGGCACCCAAAGAUAGCUCUCAAAGCGAUCACGUUCCAAGGACUUCAUAGUCUGUUCAAGAGCAAAUAAAGUCGUCUCUGGAAACUCCAAAGACCUCCUGCCUGUUCAAAGAUGCUUGUAAGACUAACUUGCUAUACAAUGUGGUAAUUUCAGGGCUUGUGACUGUGAUGACAUGAAUCUUGAUAAAAUGUGUUUCAAAUGAUUGAAAUGGCUGGAAUCAUUUUGACAGAUUGAUAUGAGGGAUCAGUAAUACGUGGUUAAUUUUGAUUAUAAGGGGGUGGGGGGAACGCCAAUGUGUCAACUCAAGCUGAAUGCUUUAGGUUAUAUAUUAAAAAAAAGAUUCUGCUCCUUUCUGAGAACAGUAACCUCACUAUCUUUGCUAACAUUUAUUUCUAAAAAUUAAUAUAAUUUAAGUUUCUCUAUAAAUUAAUAAAAUGUAUAAAGUUUCUGUAUAAAUUCUGUUUGCACAGAAUGUAUAAACUGGAAACCACUUGACUGUAACAGCAACAAAAAAGACAGUAUUGUAAAAACACACUAACUUUGGAAAUGCUAAUAUUGAGUUAAUUUUAUCUGGAUAGUUUGUUUCUCAG
Lacerta agilis (Sand lizard) is the source of this 1278-nucleotide messenger RNA. RefSeq names its product achaete-scute family bHLH transcription factor 3 (gene ASCL3). The record is from RefSeq and is a predicted model, not a curated record. Lineage: Eukaryota; Metazoa; Chordata; Lepidosauria; Squamata; Lacertidae. Bases 1 to 738 code for a protein of 245 amino acids. The transcript has 4 exons. Gene Ontology annotation, biological process: developmental process; regulation of transcription by RNA polymerase II. Gene Ontology annotation, molecular function: DNA-binding transcription factor activity, RNA polymerase II-specific; RNA polymerase II transcription regulatory region sequence-specific DNA binding; protein dimerization activity.